CAUUCCUACAGAGACAGAUGUGGGGGGGUGAUGAGGAAUACAAGGAGGAGAUCCCUACAGAGACAGAUGUGAGGGGCGAUGAGGAAUACAAGGAGGAGACUCCUACAGAGACAGAUGUGAGGGGCUAUGAGGGAUACAAGGAGGAGGUUCCUACCGAGACAGAUGUGAGGGGCUAUGAGGAAUACAAGGAGGACAUUCCUACAGAGACAGAUGUGAGGGGUGAUGAGGAAUACAAGGAGGAGAUUCCUACAAAGACAGAUGUGAGGGGCGAUGACCAGUGUGAGGAGGACAGUCCUACAGAUAAGAGCCCAGAUGACUGUACUGGGAGCUCGGAGGGACAAUUGAUAUCUACAGAUUAUAAUGCAGAUGUUCCAGGUGUCACAUCAGAGACGUAUGAAGAUUGUGCCAUUAUCCCAGAUGUACUAUCCACCCUUCACAGCAAAACUCUGUCAUCUGAUCCUUUAAAACAAAUCCGAUCUUCUGAUUCAUCACAGACUGUUAACCAGAAUGCAAGCCACAAAAGAGGUGAGGGAGCCCUAAGAGUUCAGAAAGGGAAGAAGUCAUAUCCAUGUUCAGAAUGUGGGAAAUGUUUUACUCAGAAAUCAGAACUUAAGAAGCAUCAGCGAGUUCACACAGGAGAGAAGCCGUAUCCAUGUUCAGAAUGUGGGAAAUGUUUUACUCAGAAAUCAGAACUUAAGAAGCAUCAGCGAGUUCACACAGGAGAGAAGCCGUAUCCAUGUUCAGAAUGUGGGAAAUGUUUUACUUCGAAAUCAUAUUUUACGAGCCAUCAGAGAAUUCACACGGGAGAAAAGCCUUAUUCAUGUUUGGAAUGUGGAAAAUGUUUUACUCAUCAAUCAUCUCUUCAUACCCAUCACAGAAUUCACACAGGGGAGCUGUAUUUAUGUUCAGAAUGUGGGAAAUGUUUUAAUCAGAAAUCAAAUCUUCAGAGUCAUCAGAAAGUUCACACACAGGAAAAGCUGUAUUCAUGUUCAGAAUGUUUGAAAUGUUUUACUCUUAAAUCAAAUCUUCAGAAACAUCAGAGAAUUCACACAGGGGAGAAGCCGUAUUCAUGUUCAGAAUGUGGGAAAUGUUUUACUCUUAAAUCAAAUCUUAUUAAACAUCAGAGAAUUCACACAGGGGACAUGCCACAUUCAUGUUCAGAAUGUGGGAAAUGUUUUACUCAGAAAUCAGCUCUUGAGACCCAUCAGAGAAUUCACACAGGAGAGAAGCUGUAUUCAUGUUCACAAUGUGGGAAAUGUUUUACUCAGAAAUCACAUCUUCAGAGUCAUCAGAAAGUUCACACAGGGGAGAAGCCGUAUUCAUGUUCAGAAUGUGGGAAAUGUUUUACUCAGAAAUCAAAUCUUGAGACUCAUCAGAGAGUUCACACAAAGGAGAAGCCGUAUUCAUGUUAAGGAUGUGACUGAUAUUUCGUUAGAAAAUCAGAUCUUCAACAUCAAAGAUGUCACACGGGAAAAAAUCUGUAGUCGUGUUAAGAAUAUUUAACUCAGAAAUAUAUUGUUGGGCAUUAAAAAAUUCCCACAGGAAAAGCCACUUUCAUGCAGGGAAAUAUUUUACUCACAAAUCAAGUUUUGAGAGAGAUCAAGAAUACACACAGGGGAGAAGCCGUAUUCCUGUUCAGAAUGUGGGAAAUGGUGGGCUCUGAAACCCAAUCUUCACCAUGAAAGUCAUCAUACAGGGGAGAGGCCAUAAUUCUGUACGGCCUGUGGGAAAUGUUUUACUCGGAUUGUAUUAAACAUCAGAGAA
This is a messenger RNA of Bufo bufo (common toad), 1764 nucleotides long. Its product is annotated as gastrula zinc finger protein XlCGF26.1-like. Gene Ontology annotation, biological process: regulation of transcription by RNA polymerase II. The record is from RefSeq and is a predicted model, not a curated record. Gene Ontology annotation, molecular function: DNA-binding transcription activator activity, RNA polymerase II-specific; RNA polymerase II cis-regulatory region sequence-specific DNA binding. The coding region runs from base 18 to 1412 and encodes 464 amino acids. Gene Ontology annotation, cellular component: nucleus. The transcript is spliced from 2 exons. Lineage: Eukaryota; Metazoa; Chordata; Amphibia; Anura; Bufonidae.